UCUGAGAAGAUCAGAAGUGUUCUGACUGCUCUGAGAAUUCUCAUUCGAUUUACUAAGCGAUUUAUUCAGAUCUAUCUGAUUAGAUAAGCGAAUAAUAAUAAUAAUAAUAUAUUCAUUUCCUUGUCACAUUUCUAUAUAUCUUUUCGUGACAAAUUUUGGAAAAAUGAGCCUUUGGAAAACGAUUGCCGUUUUCUGCCUUCUUCUGGCUCUGGGUGUAGAAUAUUCUCACGCCGGGCCAGUGUACGCCCGUCUGGAUGCUACAGUUGGCUCUAAAGUAGUGAUCCCGUGUAAGGUCCGCGCCGAUCUUCUAUCUGGUGCAAGCAGUGUUAAGUUGGAGUGGGGAAUGACUCCGGAAGGAGGAGGUCUCUACACCCUUCUAAUGUACGAAGAUGUGAAAAACCUGCAGAAGGAUCAUGUGGAUUGUUCUAUUAUCAUCGACUCGAUCCGGUAUAGAGACAGCGGAACCUACGAGGGCAGAUUCAUCAUGGACAGCGUCCCGUAUCAGCCAUUCAAGGUGGUCAUCAUUCAUGUGACUGAUCCCACGUCCACGGAGACCGCUGAUACCGAGACAUUCAAGAAGCACCAAACAAACCUGAAAACACAAUGGAAGACUCCUUCAGUCGCUUCCACUGAGACCGCUGAUACCAAAACGGUCAGGAAGCAACAAAGAAACCUGGAAACACAAAGGGAGACCCCUUUAUACGCUUCCUCUGAGACCGCUGAUACCGAGACGGUCAGGGAGGACCAAAGCCACCAAGAACCACAAUGGGAGACCCCUCCAGUCACUUCCCCUGAGACCGCUGAUACCGAGACGGUCAGGGAGGACCAAAGCCACCAAGAACCACAAUGGGAGACCCCUCCAGUCACUUCCCCUGAGACCGCUGAUACCGAGACGGUCAGGGAGGACCAAAGCCACCAAGAACCACAAUGGGAGACCCCUCCAGUCACUUCCCCUGAGACCGCUGAUACCGAGACGGUCAGGGAGGACCAAAGCCACCAAGAACCACAAUGGGAGACCCCUCCAGUCACUUCCCCUGAGACCGCUGAUACCGAGACGGUCAGGGAGGACCAAAGCCACCAAGAACCACAAUGGGAGACCCCUCCAGUCACUUCCCCUGAGACCGCUGAUACCGAGACGGUCAGGGAGGACCAAAGCCACCAAGAACCACAAUGGGAGACCCCUCCAGUCACUUCCCCUGAGACCGCUGAUACCGAGACGGUCAGGGAGGACCAAAGCCACCAAGAACCACAAUGGGAGACCCCUCCAGUCACUUCCCCUGAGACCGCUGAUACCGAGACGGUCAGCGAGGACCAAAGCAAUGUGGAGAUACAGAGAGAGACCCCUUCAGUCACUUCCACUGAGGAGGUCCCCAUGAUGUCUCCAACAAUGACAACAACAACAACAGAGACCAGUACUUAUAAUACAGGAUUAGUAUUAAUCGAUUUAUGUGUGGAACUUAUCACCAAGACCUUCUAUCAACUGAAGAGAAAUGGCUACCUUCCAUUAGCAUGCAUCUUAGCUGGAGUCGGUCUUCUAGUAGUCAUCGUCAUCAUUUCGAUAGUUAUGUAAGUUAUUGCAAAUUCUUCAUAGGUUUUCUCCAUUACACUUCAUGCUAUCACCCACUGUAUGAGCCCUCCCCCUCCCAAUAUUUACCACUUUUCCUAUAGGCGAGCAGUUGAUCAGACCGAAGCGGUGUGUUUUCUGUACUUAUUUUCCGGGGUUUAGCAGCACAAGCCCCUCACUGGUCAUAAUGCACCUCUUAUGCCAGAUACACAUGAUCGGAUUUUCCGCCAGCAAAAGUCCGAUGUGAGCUU
Messenger RNA from Rana temporaria (common frog), 1815 nucleotides. RefSeq names its product mucin-3A-like. The transcript is spliced from 2 exons. The record is from RefSeq and is a predicted model, not a curated record. The coding region runs from base 164 to 1570 and encodes 468 amino acids. NCBI's taxonomy places the organism in Eukaryota, Metazoa, Chordata, Amphibia, Anura, Ranidae.